This is a messenger RNA of Helianthus annuus (common sunflower), 2190 nucleotides long. RefSeq names its product protein ENHANCED DISEASE RESISTANCE 2-like. The record is from RefSeq and is a predicted model, not a curated record. NCBI's taxonomy places the organism in Eukaryota, Viridiplantae, Streptophyta, Magnoliopsida, Asterales, Asteraceae. The transcript has 18 exons. Gene Ontology annotation, molecular function: lipid binding. The coding region runs from base 1 to 2121 and encodes 706 amino acids.
AUGGAUAUGGAAAAAUCUCAUGGAAGAAUGGAGGGAUGGUUGUAUCUCAUACGAUCUAACCGCUUCGGCUUACAAUACGCUCGAAAACGGUAUUUUAUUCUUGAACAAAGUUGCCUCAAGAGCUUUAAAUCACAACCCUCAUCAGUUUCAGAGGAGCCGCUAAGAAGCGCGGUCAUAGAUUCUUGCAUUCGAGUUACAGACAAUGGAAGAGAGAGCUUCAGUAGAAAAGUGUUCUUCAUUUUCUCCCUUUAUAAUGCUUCAAAUCACAAUGAUUGUCUUAAGUUGGGAGCAAGCAACCCCGAAGAAGCUGCAAGGUGGAUACAUUCUUUGCAGGACGUUGCGGUGGAAGCAGGAUCAGGAUCGAAUUCAAAACGAAGAUGGCAGCCAUUAAAUGACUCAAAGAGUGUUACUCGCAAACAUUCUGUGGAUUGGACAUCAUCUGCAAACAUGCAUGUCGAUGCUAUGACAUCUGAUGUGAUUGCACCUUCGCAAUGGAAGAUUUUCGGUUGCAAAAAUGGGUUGAGGCUAUUCAAAGAAGCGAAAGAUUGUAGUUCAAGUGAACGGACUUCGAGUGAUUAUCCGGCUAUAAUGGCAGUCGGUGUAAUUGAGGGGACUUGUGAGGCUGUUUUCAGAACUUUCAUGUCACUUGGCCUCUCUAGAUCCGAAUGGGAUUUCUGUUUUCAUAAUGGCAGCGUCGUUGAGCACCUUGAUGGUCAUACCGACAUCAUACACAUUCAGCUAUGUCGGGACUGGCUACCAUGGGGAAUGAGUCGAAGAGAUUUAGUUUUGAGACGAUACUGGAGAAGGGAAGAUGAUGGGACUUAUGUAAUACUAUGCCAUUCUGUGAUCCAUAGCAAGUGUCCGCCGCAACAGGGAUAUGUUCGAGCUUGUCUUCUAAGUGGCGGUUUUGUGAUGAGUCCUUUGAACGAAGGAAAAGAAUGCGUGGUGAAACACAUGCUUUCGAUUGAUUGGAAGUUAUGGAGAACAUAUUUACCAAAAACACCCGCUCGAUCCAUGACUAUUCGUAUGUUGGGCCGAGUUUCAGCACUGAAAGAACUAUUUAAAGCAAAAGGGGGAGACCAAUUUCCUUCCGAAUUUUUAACCGGAGAAGUUGAAUCCAUUCAAACAAGUGAAGAACAAAUCAAACAAGAAGGCGAUUUCACGCAAGCGGAAGAAGAUAAAAUGGAAGACGCGAAUGAUGCACCCGUUUCUACUUCAUCCAGUCUCAUUGGAUUAAACGACAACUCUGAUGAAUUCUACGACUUCCCAGAACCUUCCGAAGAGAAACGAGAUACAAACUCACAAGACGAACAACCACAACAAACUCCUGUGCCUGCAUUAUCAACAGCUGCUAACUUUGUGAAAAAGUUGCAUGAUCUUACAUAUCAAAAGAAGGAUCAACUUUGUUAUGGGUCAACUUUGCCAAAAGAUUCGACGUGUAACAUGCCUUGCACUUGGGCAGCUUCUGAUCCUUCUUUAUUCCUUAUUCGAGGAUCAAAUUAUCUCGAAGAUAAUCAAAAGAACAAGGCGAAAGGAACCAUGAUGGAAAUGGUUGGUGCUGACUGGUUACAAUCUGAUACGCGGGAAGAUGAUCUUGCAAGCCGUCCAGGUGGCAUUGUUCAGAAAUAUGCAGCACAAGGCGGACCUGAGUUUUUCGUUGUGAUCAACAUACAGGUUCCGGGUUCCACUGCAUCUAAUCUUGUUCUUUAUUACAUGACGAGAACUCCUUUGAAAGAAUCUCCUUCACUAGAACGGUUUGUCAACGGUGACGAUGCUUUUAGAAACUCAAGAUUUAAGCUCAUACCAUACAUAUCUAAGGGAUCAUGGUUGGUAAAGCAAAGUGUUGGAAAGAAAGCGUGUUUGGUUGGUCAAGCACUUGAAGUCAAUUACUCUCGUGGAGAGAACUACUUGGAGCUUGACAUUGAUGUGGGUUCAUCCACUGUGGCACGAGGUGUGGUCAAUCUUGUUCUUGGUUACUUGAACAAUUUGAUUGUAGAGAUGGCCUUCUUGAUACAAGCUAACACACAAGACGAACUACCCGAGUCCCUUCUUGGUACAUGUCGGUUGAAUCACAUGGAUACCGCCAAGUCCGUCCCUGUUGAUUCUAUAAACAACACUUAAGUUAUACUACAAGAUCAAAUGAAAGUAUAAACAAUGCGUCUUCCAUGUAAAGUUGUUUUUUUGUUAUGG